UCCCAAAUUAUAGGUAAAGAAACAAUCACUGACUUCUAUUAGUUCUAUGCCAGAUCCCCCAAUUUAGGCCGAAGCUCAACACUCCCAUAGUAGCCUCAAUCUCUCACACGACCAACACGCACACCACAAAACCAUGGUCAUCGCCACCAAUAGCGGCGGCGAUGGAUGAUUAACGUCAUACUCCGACGCCCGAUGAAGUUGCCAGCUAAAAAAUGCUGUCCGGUCCCAGUGAGUGUACUACACUACCUGCGUAUUUCAGAGCUCUCCACCACCGAUUCUGAUCGCCAACCCCAACCCCAAUCGCCAUGGCCAGAUUUUGGACCGGUGGAAAUGUUAGAAGGGUUGCACAUUCCCUUCUUCCAAAUCAGAAGACUAGCUGCUUAGAAGUAAAUAGAUGUGGGGCACAUAAAACACUUGGGCCCCAUUACUCCCUAUGCAGAAAUUUCUCAAAGUCUGAAUUUUGUUUUAGAGGACCUUCUCCUUUUACAUUAUUUAAAGCAAAAGAGAGCCUGUUACACCUUAGAGGUUUCAGAAGCUUCUAUGGCCUUUUAGUGAAUAAGAUAAUUUCUCCCCAUGUGCAAAUUGCUUGGAAAAGGUUUUUUCAAAUAUGUUCCCACAGUAGCCCAGCUUUACCACCAAUAAAUCGGAUUGCCUGUGCAGUGAGCCUGGCUUUGACUCGAUCAAAUCUUCUUGCCCCUGGUGUUAUUGCUGUCAUAAUCGGGGAGCUUGCUUGGACACAACAAACAUGGGCAGAAGCAGAAUACUUGCCAACAAGGGAUACUUUGUAUACGCACGCGCAAGACGGACAUGUUUAUUUAACCUUGUUUGUGUAUUCAGUUCUGGAGGGCUUUAUCUUGUUUCUCAGAGCUCUCUAUUUAGCAAUUUUAUUCUCACCCUGCAUAGCUAUGGCUCCUUUUGCAGACUCCCUUGGUGUUGAGUUUCGGAAAAGAUGGCUUCAUGUUGUCCAUCAUACACUUGAAAAGGCAGGCCCAGCAUUCAUAAAAUGGGGUCAAUGGGCUGCAACAAGACCAGAUCUCUUCCCCCGAGAUUUGUGCAGUGAACUUGCAAGACUGCAUAGCAAUGCACCAGCACAUAGUUUUUCAGUCACCAAAAAAACCGUUGAAAGGGCAUUUGGUCGAAAGCUGCCUGAAAUCUUUGAAAAUUUUGAUCAGGAACCUGUGGCAUCUGGAAGUGUUGCUCAAGUUCAUCAAGCAACACUGAAAUAUAGAUAUCCUGGUCAACCGAUCAAGCCCGUUGUUGUUGCUGUUAAGGUUCGACAUCCAGGUGUUGGAGAAGCAAUUAGAAGGGAUUUUAUGAUCAUUAAUUUUGUGGCCAAAAUCUCCAUUUUCAUUCCUAAUCUGAAAUGGUUGAGAUUGGAUGAAAGCAUACAGCAAUUUGCUGUGUUCAUGAUGUCGCAGGUUGAUCUUUCAAGGGAAGCUGCUCAUUUGAAUCGUUUUAUAUACAAUUUCCGAAAAUGGAAGGACGUCUCAUUCCCAAGGCCUCUAUAUCCCCUGGUGCACCCAUCUGUACUAGUUGAAACUUAUGAACAAGGUGAAAGUGUUCUGCAUUAUGUUGAAGGGCUUAAAGGAAAUGAUCAAAUUAAAAGUGCCCUUGCUCACAUCGGAACCCAUACACUUUUAAAGAUGCUUUUGGUAGACAAUUUUGUUCAUGCAGACAUGCAUCCUGGAAAUAUACUAGUCCGAGUGGCACAUAGCAAACCACAACAUAAGCGGAUCUUUAGAUCGAAGCCUCAUGUCAUUCUCCUUGAUGUAGGAAUGACUGCUGAACUUUCUAAGAAAUAUCAAGUGAAUCUACUGGAAUUCUUUAAGGCUGUUGCCCUUCGAGAUGGUCGAACUGCUGCAGAGUGCACACUAAGAUUAUCUAAACAGCAAAACUGCCCAAAUCCAAGGGCGUUCAUUGAGGAAGUGGAAAAAUCUUUCAAACAUUGGGAGUCCCUUGGACAUCUUCUUCAUCCCGGUGACUGCAUGCAGCAAUUGCUUGAGCAAGUCAGGCGUCAUAAAGUGAACGUCGAUGGCAAUGUUUGUGCUGUGAUGGUAACCACUUUGGUUCUUGAGGGGUGGCAGCGGAAGCUCGAUCCAGAAUAUGAUGUGAUGCACACAUUGCAGACAUUACUAUUUCGAGUUGACUGGGUGGACUCUCUUGUUUACACUAUUGAAGGACUCAUGGCCCCCUAAAAGGUGCCGACCUGUUUAUCUUGUAUAUUUAUAUUAAUUUCUUGUUUGGCACUGAUUGAAUAAAAAAAUAAAAAGAGGUACAGAUUGAAGUCCUGAAGAUAACUGAUUAUCUCCCAAUUUUGGUAAUAUCACUAGGAGCUUGUUGUUUUGCUCUCUUUUUUUCCCCCUUUUUCUUUUUUACUAUAACUUUUUACUUGUUGCAGUAACUUAUGCCUCUCAUUGUAAAAGAAUAAUCAUUUUUUGAAAAAAAAGAAAAAAGAAAAAAAGGAAUUGAGAUAUA
This is a messenger RNA of Quercus lobata, 2475 nucleotides long. RefSeq lists its product as uncharacterized. The record is from RefSeq and is a predicted model, not a curated record. NCBI's taxonomy places the organism in Eukaryota, Viridiplantae, Streptophyta, Magnoliopsida, Fagales, Fagaceae. The coding region runs from base 306 to 2195 and encodes 629 amino acids. The transcript has 5 exons.